CGUCAGCCUUCGCUUCACCCAGCUGUACCACCUCCCUCGUAAUCAAGCGCAUAGGCAAUGAUGAGGCCAGCUCUCUCGUAGCCUUGUGCCUAGUCACUGCAAAACCAGUGAAUGCGGACUGCACGGCAUAAAAGCUGCUCUGGCGUUUCUCCCCAGCUCACUCUAUUCCUUGACUUGUUCUUUCAAUCCUCUCUCAAACCCGCUGCAUUCUCUUCGCCGCUUGUACGUACAUGAGCUCGUAUACCGACGACGAGUGGACUAUUCUCAAUCUCAUUACUGUCUCUCAGAUCAACAUGGAGCAAGUUAAUAGCGGAGUCCUCAAUAAGGGAGAUGCACCCCCUCGCGAAUGCACUACCAACACCAAAUCUGGGUCAGAUGAGAGCAAGCCCAAAGAAGAGUGCACUUGCGAAGUCAACCCAAAUCUUGUGCGUAAGGACAGCGUCGGAUCGGUCGACGAGGACUACCGUCGUCCUCGUCGCGCGGGUCGAGUGCCGCCCGCAGGUCAUCGUCGCUACACGCCGUCGCCGAACCGAUACUACCCUCCGUCGCAACCUAUCAUCUCUACGAUCAACUCGUCAACUCAGUUGCUCGAGAGAGUCGGCAAAGAGGAUAGCAUGGUUGAGCUUCCGGCCCCAGCUAUUCGCAAUGUCUACCUCACUACCUACCCCUUCGGCGACAGGGACAUAAAGAAAUGGUCAUGGCUCUUUGCUGCUGGCAUUGAAGACGAAUUUGUACUACAGAGCACUCGUAACAUGAAUGGCGACUGGCCUACUGUGGAGCGUGCCCGCCUGCGCAACGACGGGUUCAUUCCCUACGAUUCAGAGAGAAUCGACAUACCUUCCGUGUGCCUCUCGCAGGCGCUCGACACAGAGGUGGUGCCUGAAAACACCAAGCACAACGUACGCUAUCUUAUUGUAACUCAGAAGCGCUUUGGGCCUAAUGGGGCCAAAUUGAUCGUUGUGGAGUCGCGAAAGGCGGCUGCGAUUCAGAUUUUCUACAACAUUUUGAAUGGUGACGAGGUCCUGUUUGUUGGCGCCACAGUGCACCAAUGCAGGCCUGUCCAUCCGAAGAAGUAUAAGAAGGUUAAUAGCCUAGAGGAUGCGAUUAGCAUCCAGGACGAAGGCUUCGUCGGCAUUGUUUGCUGAGGCGCUCCCAAUCAUUCUCGUGUAGUUGUUUACUAUUUUCGAACUGACGCUCUCUACCCCUUCCAAUUUGGCUUUUGCAAUAACGUGACGACGACACAUAAUAACAGAUAGCAUCAUACCGAUAUAGUAAGUCCUUGCACAUAUACUAAGCUCGCAUUGCC
Molecule: messenger RNA, 1306 nt
Organism: Didymella exigua CBS 183.55
Lineage: Eukaryota; Fungi; Ascomycota; Dothideomycetes; Pleosporales; Didymellaceae
Exons: 1
Coding region: 231-1145 (304 amino acids)
Source: RefSeq, a predicted model, not a curated record